UGAAGAAAACCCUGCAGGAUGAGCUUGAAGCCAUUCUGCAGAAGAGGAUUAUGGUGCUAGAUGGAGGGAUGGGGACCAUGAUCCAGCGGUACAAGCUAAAUGAAGAAUGCUUCCGAGGUCAAGAAUUUAAAGAUCAUGCCAGGCCACUGAAAGGCAACAAUGACAUUUUAAGUAUAACUCAGCCCGAUGUCAUUUAUCAGAUCCAUAAGGACUACUUGCUGGCUGGAGCAGAUAUCAUUGAAACAAAUACUUUUAGCAGCACUAGUAUUGCCCAAGCUGACUAUGGCCUUGAACACUUGGCCUACCGGAUGAACAAGUGCUCCGCGGGAGUGGCCAGAAAAGCCGCCGAGGAGAUAACUCUCCAGUCCGGAAUUAAGAGGUUUGUGGCGGGAGCUCUGGGUCCAACUAAUAAGACACUCUCUGUGUCCCCGUCUGUGGAAAGACCAGAGUAUAGGAACAUCACAUUUGAUGAGCUCGUCGAAGCAUACCAAGAGCAAGCCAAAGGACUUCUGGAUGGUGGGGUUGAUAUCUUACUCAUUGAAACUAUUUUUGAUACUGCCAAUGCGAAGGCAGCCUUGUUUGCACUCCAAAAUCUUUUUGAAGCGCAGUAUGCUCCCCGGCCUAUCUUCAUUUCAGGGACGAUUGUUGAUAAAAGUGGGCGGACUCUUUCUGGACAGACAGGAGAGGCAUUUGUCAUCAGUGUGUCUCAUGCAGACCCACUCUGCAUUGGAUUAAACUGUGCUCUGGGCGCAGCUGAAAUGAGACCUUUUAUUGAAACAAUUGGAAAAUGUACAACAGCCUAUGUUCUCUGUUAUCCCAAUGCAGGUCUCCCCAACACCUUUGGUGACUAUGAUGAAACACCUGCCAUGAUGGCCAUGCACCUGAAGGAGUUUGCUAUGGAUGGCUUGGUCAAUAUAGUAGGUGGAUGCUGUGGUUCAACACCAGAUCAUAUCAGGGAAAUUGCUGAAGCUGUGAAAAAUUGUAAGCCUAGAGUUCCACCUGUCACUGUUUUUGAAGGACAUAUGUCACUAUCUGGUCUAGAGCCCUUCAGGAUUGGACCGUACACCAACUUUGUUAACAUUGGAGAGCGCUGUAACGUUGCAGGAUCAAGGAAGUUUGCUAAACUCAUCAUGGCAGGAAACUAUGAAGCAGCCCUGAGCAUUGCCAAAAUGCAGGUGGAAAUGGGUGCCCAGGUGCUGGAUAUCAACAUGGACGAUGGCAUGCUAGAUGGGCCGAGUGCAAUGACCAGGUUUUGCAACUUAAUUGCUUCCGAGCCUGACAUCGCCAAGGUGCCCCUGUGCAUCGACUCUUCCAAUUUUGCUGUGAUUGAAGCUGGGCUGAAGUGCUGCCAGGGCAAGUGCAUUGUCAAUAGCAUUAGUCUGAAGGAGGGAGAGGACGACUUCUUGGAGAAGGCCAGGAAGAUUAAGAAGUUUGGAGCUGCUGUGGUAAUCAUGGCUUUUGAUGAAAUAGGACAGGCAACAGAAACAGACAUCAAAAUCAGUGUGUGCACCCGGGCCUACCAUCUGCUUGUGGAAAAACUGAGCUUUAAUCCAAAUGACAUCAUCUUUGAUCCCAAUAUCCUCACCAUUGGUACUGGGAUGGAAGAACACAACUUGUAUGCUGUUAAUUUUAUCUAUGCAACAAAAACCAUUAAAGAAACAUUACCUGGAGCCAGAAUAAGUGGAGGUCUUUCCAACUUGUCUUUCUCCUUUCGAGGAAUGGAAGCCAUUCGAGAAGCAAUGCAUGGAGUCUUCCUUUACCACGCGAUCAAGUUUGGUAUGGACAUGGGGAUAGUGAAUGCUGGAAACCUCCCUGUGUAUGAUGACAUCCAGAAGGAACUUCUCAAGCUCUGUGAAGAUCUGAUCUGGAAUAAAGACCCUGAGGCCACUGAAAAGCUCUUACGUUAUGCCCAGACUCAUGGCAAAGGAGGGAAGAAAGUCAUUCAGACGGACGACUGGAGGAAUGGCUCCAUCGAAGAGCGCCUCGAGUACGCCCUCGUGAAGGGCAUUGAAAAAUAUAUUGUUGAGGACACUGAGGAAGCCAGGUUAAACCAGGAAAAAUAUCCCCGACCUCUGAACAUCAUUGAAGGACCGCUCAUGAAUGGCAUGAAAGUUGUUGGUGAUCUUUUUGGAGCUGGAAAAAUGUUUCUACCACAGGUUAUAAAGUCAGCUCGGGUCAUGAAGAAGGCUGUGGGCCACCUCAUCCCCUUCAUGGAAAAAGAAAGAGAAGAAACCAGAGUGCUUAACGGUGUAGUAGAAGAGGAGGACCCUUACCAAGGCACCAUCGUUCUGGCCACCGUUAAAGGCGACGUGCAUGACAUAGGCAAGAACAUAGUUGGGGUGGUCCUUGGCUGCAAUAAUUUCCGAGUUAUCGAUUUAGGAGUCAUGACUCCCUGCGAUAAGAUACUGAAAGCUGCCCUUGAUCACAAAGCAGAUAUAAUUGGCCUGUCAGGACUCAUCACUCCUUCCCUGGAUGAAAUGAUUUUUGUUGCCAAGGAAAUGGAGAGGUUAGCUAUAAAAAUUCCGUUGUUAAUUGGAGGAGCAACCACUUCGAGAACCCACACGGCAGUUAAAAUAGCUCCAAGAUACAGUGCGCCUGUAAUCCAUGUCCUGGAUGCAUCCAAGAGUGUGGUGGUGUGUUCUCAGCUGUUAGAUGAAAAUCUAAAGGACGAAUAUUUUGAGGAAAUCAUGGAAGAAUAUGAAGAUAUUAGACAGGACCAUUAUGAAUCUCUCAAGGAGAGGAGAUACUUACCCUUAAGUCAAGCCAGAAAAAAUGGUUUCCAUAUUGAUUGGCUGUCUGAGCCUCCCCCAGUGAAGCCCAUGUUUAUUGGGACCCGGGUCUUUGAAGACUAUGACCUGCAGAAGCUGGUGGGCUACAUUGACUGGAAGCCUUUCUUUGAUGUCUGGCAGCUCCGCGGCAAGUACCCGAAUCGAGGUUUUCCCAAGAUAUUUAACGACAAAACAGUAGGUGAAGAGGCCAAGAAGGUCUAUGAUGAUGCCCAAAAUAUGCUGAACACAUUGAUUAGUCAAAAGAAACUCCAGGCCAGGGGCGUGGUGGGAUUCUGGCCAGCGCAGAGCGUCCAGGACGACAUCCACCUGUACGCAGAGGGUGCCGUGGCGCAGGCGGCAGAGCCCAUAGCCACCUUUCAUGGGCUGAGGCAGCAGGCCGAGAAGGACUCCGCCAGCACAGACCCGCACUACUGCCUCGCGGACUUCGUCGCCCCUGUGCAUUCUGGUGUCCGCGACUACCUGGGCCUGUUUGCUGUUGCCUGCUUUGGGGUGGAAGAGUUGAGCAGGGCCUAUGAGGACAGCGGUGAUGACUACAACAGCAUCAUGGUCAAGGCGCUGGGGGACCGGCUGGCGGAGGCCUUUGCAGAGGAGCUCCACGAACGGGUUCGCAAAGAGCUUUGGGCGUACUGCGGCGGCGAGCAGCUGGACGUGGCAGACCUGCGCAGGCUUCGCUAUAAGGGCAUCCGCCCGGCUCCCGGCUACCCCAGCCAGCCCGACCACACCGAGAAGCUCACCAUGUGGAGGCUGGCUGACAUCGAGCAGGCCACAGGCAUUAGCUUAACGGAAUCAUUAGCAAUGGCACCUGCUUCAGCGGUGUCGGGACUCUACUUCUCCAACCUGAAGUCCAGAUAUUUUGCUGUGGGGAAAAUUUCCAAGGAUCAGGUUGAGGAUUAUGCUUUUAGGAAGAACAUGUCUGUGGCCGAGGUUGAGAAAUGGCUUGGACCCAUCUUGGGAUAUGAUACAGACUAACUUAUAUUUAUUUUUUUGACCUUUUCUAUACUUCAUGAUCCUUAAGGAAAUAUAGUCCAAAGUGCCUUAGAAAUGAAAACAGCAAAAGCUUGUGUGUACUGCUUCUGGUUUUCCAAGACAAUUUGGUGGAUCCCUGUGAAGGAGCAGGGUUUUCCUCCGUACCUGGAAAACAAGCAACAUCGAACCAAGAGCGGCGAGCGGAGCUCCAGUGGUGUCCCUGGCCCCUCAGGAGCUGGGACAGGCUGCAUGUAGAGGUCUUUUGCAUUUCAAAGCAAGUCUGCUUGCUUUUUUCCAUCUUUAACUUGGAUCUAGGAGGCCACUUACACCUCUGUUUUGUUUUGUUUUUCCUCUUCAAAAAAAAGCCUGAAACUCAGUCGAAUAGAGAAAGGUGUAGAGAAAUGUGACCCUGUGGCAAAAGACACUGUGAGAAAUGCAGUAUUUUAAUCUAAAUGGUUACAACAGUGGACUCAAACAGGGAAGAAAGUAUAACUCUGCUCUCUCCUUGGCCGACCUCAUUUUCUAAAGGCUGAAUAAAGGGCUGCAGAGCUCCCUUUGGCAAAAGGCAUCAGAAGUGCUCGAGCAGUUGCCCUGGUGUGGCCAAGUGUUGUCAUGCUCUCCCGACCUCUUUGUCCUGUAAUUUCGUAGUCCCUAGCCCGAAGGGAAAAAGAGAAGGAGAUGGGGAGAGAGGAUGGCCGUGAAGGGUGGUUAACAUCUUUUAGUUGUUUGCAGAAUUGAGCAGGUUGUCAACUGAGCUGCAGUGUCCUGUGCAGCACUGGAUGGGUGGACAGCAUGCUGCCACUCAGUCUUCCUUUUCUAUGCUAGCCCAACUCCACACUCAUGCAGUUUAGGAACAGCACAUUAACUUGUUCUCCGUUAUUUCAGGGGCAAUGGUUAAGAGCAUGGGCUUUGAAGUCAGACAUACUCGGAUUCAAAUUUCAGCCCUGCCACCUAAUUGCUACGUGAGUAGGUGAAUUUACUUAAGCUUCCCAGCACUGUUUCAUCAUCUCCUUUCCCUGGUUCCCCUUUGACAUCAUUCUGUAGGUUAACCUUCUACAUUUCUGAUCAUUUCUCAGCCAUUUUCAUAGUUUUUUCUCCUCUGUGCACUUAAAUCCCCGUGCACCCACGGGUCCAUCAUUAGUUACCUUCUUAGUCUGUGUGGUCCCUUGGGCAACCUUAUCUAGGCAGCUCCAUCCACACUCCUCCCUCCUGGAGCACACAGCCUGCAUCCUGCAGCUCCUCCAGCAGGAUGUGCAGACGUCCCAAGCCAGUGUGUCCCGAGCCGGUGUCAAUUCAUUCUUCUCAAAUUCCUUAUGUAUUCAGUAAUGAAGAAUGGUGCCCGCACUCCAGCAGCACACCUCAAACUCACCCCAUAUCCUCCUCUGCUUGGACUUUUGCAGUUAUCUCAAAAAUGUGCACAUAAAAGAUGCACAUAUCCUACUUUAGUGGGUGGUGGUGGAAAUGUUCAGAGAAGGCAGUGGUUGAGGGCUGGUUUGGAGCUUGUAAGGCAGAGACCAGGAAGCAAGACAUGAGCAGACGAAGCACUGUCUUUUUUUGUGAGUAGGAAUAUUAGAGGUUGUGGAGGCAUCAGAUCUCCCCCGAUGGAUCUGUAGGUUCAAUGACAUUUCCUACAGAGAUUUUGUUGAACAUAACCAGCAGAUAUUUAAAUUUCUUUGCAAUAGCAGAGGACUGAGAAUGGCCAAAUGCUGCUAAAUAUGAAGAAGAGGUUGAGGGACUUACAAGGUACCAAGUUUUAUUGCAGAGAUAGUGCCAUACCUGGUGCAGAAGUGGAACAAAUCAAGGAGCCUGGAAACUAACCCAGGCCUGUGUGGACCUUUGAGUGAUGACAGCAUGGCAGGGCAGAUCAGUGGGGACAGUAAGGACCACUCUGUAAACAGUGCUAGGACAGUGGUUAUCCAUACGGGAAAAAAAUUUGAUUUCUGCCUCACACCUUACCCAGCAGUCAAUUCCAUAUGUUAAGGGCUUCGAUACAAAAAGCAAAAGUUUUAAAUAAUUACAUGAAAAACCUCAGGGCAGGAAGGACGGGAGACACAAAGCAAUAAUCAUAAAAGAAAAGAGAUUAAAUCAACUCUGUUAAAACUAAGGGCUUAUGUUAAGCAGAUGAACAAUGUAAGUGAAAAGACCGGCCACUCUUGAGAAGACAUACAGUAGAUAACUGACAAGAAUCUGUAGAGAAUUUCUACUUUAAAAAAACUCAGUACACUAAUACACUUGAGAGAGAAGGCAUUUCACAGAAGAGGAAAUACAUGGGGCUGUACCCAAGUAGAAGGAUGAUCCGCAGCACCAGUGAUGCGAGGAAUAUGAGUUAAGAGCACAGUGAGAUUCCAUUCUACGCCGAACACUUGAAGAAGUUGGGUCUGACGGUACCAGGUGUUAAAGAGGAUGUGUGGAAUCGCAUACAUUGUCAUGGUGUGUAAACAGACACCGGUGCUUUAGAAAACAAUCACACGUCACAAACUUGAACACGCGCAGACUUUGUGAUCUAGCUGCCAGCUCCCAGGUGGAUGUCCGGCAAACUCGUGCAUGUGGCCACUGGAGGUGUGUGCAGAAAUGUCCAUAGGAACAUAUUCUUGAUAGUUAAUAACUGAAAAAAGCGAAAUCUCUGUCUGUCUGCAGGAGAAUGGGUAAAUAAAUUAGGUUAUCUUCACCCUAAGGGAUAUUGUUCUGUAGCGGAAAGGAAUGAACUACGGCUCUACCUCACACUGAGAAGAAUCUCGGAAAAUAUUAAGGAAGAAAAACAGGUUCCAGGAGCCCCCAGAUGUAUGAUGCUAUUUUGAUUGAGCUCAAAAACAAGCACAACCAAAGAAUAUAUUGUGUAGGUGUACAUAUGUGACAAAACUGUUAUAAAAGAAAGAAAAACUCACAGAAUGCUAAACCAAAAUUUAGUGUAGUGAUUACCCGUGGAGGGGGGAUGGAGGGGCU
This is a messenger RNA of Galeopterus variegatus (Sunda flying lemur), 6698 nucleotides long. RefSeq names its product 5-methyltetrahydrofolate-homocysteine methyltransferase (gene MTR). Gene Ontology annotation, biological process: pteridine-containing compound metabolic process. The coding region runs from base 51 to 3758 and encodes 1235 amino acids. NCBI's taxonomy places the organism in Eukaryota, Metazoa, Chordata, Mammalia, Dermoptera, Cynocephalidae. The transcript has 32 exons. The record is from RefSeq and is a predicted model, not a curated record. Gene Ontology annotation, molecular function: methionine synthase activity; zinc ion binding; cobalamin binding.